Myotis daubentonii (Daubenton's bat) is the source of this 8215-nucleotide messenger RNA. It is a transcript of the gene NWD2, whose product is annotated as NACHT and WD repeat domain containing 2. Gene Ontology annotation, molecular function: protein binding. Lineage: Eukaryota; Metazoa; Chordata; Mammalia; Chiroptera; Vespertilionidae. The record is from RefSeq and is a predicted model, not a curated record.
GACCACCUGCGCCACCAGCGACAGGGCGGCGGUGACACUCCCUCCGAGGCGCCCGAAAAGGUUCUGCAAUGUGAUGCUUCCUACCCUCGGGGGCCGGACUCGGUGCAUGUGUCUAACUUUGAGGCCGUAUUCCCGGCACUUGGGCACAGACGCGCUGACGCCGGCACGCGUGCCUUCCCGAAAAUCCUCAGGGCGGCUGUGCCCUUUAGGAGAGGGGGCAGAGCAGCGGUGAUCCCGGGCAACGUCUUCCCUGCCUUCCGCCAAGCAGGCAGCCGUGAGCGCUCGGGAUCAUCCCCAGGGAAGCCCGGCCAGCCCCGGGUAGCCCGAGGCCCCAGCCCGGCCGCCCUUGAAGCCGCGGGAGGCAGCUUCCGAGAAACUCGGGACGCCUUUCCGAGAUAAAGUUUGCGCUGCUACCCUCGCCCGCUCGGUCCCGCCUCCUAGACAGCCCCCUCCUCCCGCGGCGGGCGCGGGCGGGGAGAUGGCCGCGGACUCGGCGACGGGCGCGGGCGCUUCCCAGCGCAAAGGGGCGCCGCGCUCGUAGCCGCCGACACGCUGACCUCCCGCUCCCACCGGCUGCUGCGCUGAACUCCGGCCGCGAGCGCAGGCGGACUCCCGGAGAGGCAGCAGGCGGCGGCGACUACGGCCGGAGGAAAGGUCUGCAUGGCCGCUCCGCGCCGGCCGGUGCUGUGUGCCCGGGAGCUCGCCGGCGGCGCCUCGGGCUCGGAGCGGCUCUAGCCGCGCUGCCUGCGGGGAUCGACCUCGCAGUUCCCGCGGAUCGCGGGCAGGAACCCGAGGAGCAGAAGGCGGCGGCGGCGAUCCCUCCGAAGGGCGAUGUGGCCGGCCGGCGCGGGCACCAAGCUGCCCUGCCCCCGCGACUCUGCGCUCCGGCGGGCGGCUUUCUCCGGGAACCUCACCGCCCUGCCUUCCCACCUCGUGCCCGCCGGCCGCAGCGUCCGGGUCUUCAUCAGCGCCAACCCUGAAGACACGGGAGCAGAAAGACAGGCACUAAGAGAAAAUGUGUAUCCUAAAUUGAGAGAAUUCUGCAGAGAAAAUUAUGGAUUAGAAUUUCAGGUCAUAGAUCUGUACUGGGGAGUGGACGAAGAGGAGUGGGACAGCCCCGAGCUCCAGAAGGCCCGCAUGAAGCUGCUGGAGGAUUGUUUGAAAACUUCUGCAGGUCCAUGUUUUGUUGGACUGUUAGGGGAAAAAUACGGGAACAUCCGGAUCCCUGGAGAGGUGGAGGCCUCAGAGUUUGAAAUGAUUUUGGACGCGGCCAUAGAGGCGAAGCUAGAGACCAAGUUACUGGAAGAGUGGUACUGUCGAGAUGAGAACUCGGUGCCAGCAGCUUAUUACCUCAGACCCAAAUCAGAAAUGCUGAAAGGCAACAAAAAUGCAAUGCAGCCUUCUGCCCAUGCAGAGAAUGAGAAGACCUGGCAAGAAAUCUCAGAUGAGAUCAAAAAGGUAUUUAAGGCUGCUGUGAAACUGCUACACGAACAGGGGAAAAUGAAGCACAGCCAAGCUAAGAGGUACCUGUUCUCAGCUAUAGAGGAUGAGUUUGACUUCGCCCUAGGCAAGCAAACUCCCGCAUUCCUGAAGAAGUGCGUCUGCUACAUUAGGAAAAUUGCUAACAUUGAGCGUUUUGUGAAAAUCCCAGAGAUGGGAAAAUACAUGGAUAUCACUGGGACAGACCCGAGGAUUAUCCGGGACCCAGAAGCCCAAGAGAAGCUGAUAAAACUCAGGGACGAAUUUAUUCCUACGAUUGUUGCGUCAUCUAAUCUCAGAGUAUACACGUCUGUUACUCAUUGUGACAUGAAACUUGGCUAUUCCCAGGAAAUAGAAAAUCACUACAUAGAAGGUCUUGGUAAACAAUUUUAUGAGGACAUGAUCGAUAUAAUUCAGGCAACGGUACAACAGAAUUUUGACACGGAGACUGAUACACUCUACGACGAAAUCCUCCAGCAUUCCUCGUUAUGUAAAACAUAUGCCUCUUUCUAUGAGUACAAGUGCGAAUCUCUAACCAGAGUCCAUAAAUACAUCCUCCCGAGCAAAACCGGGUACAUCAACCCACUUAUUAUAUACGGUGGACCAUGCACGGGGAAGACACUCCUGCUAGCUGAAGUGGCCAAGAAGGCUUAUGGCUGGCUCCAUGAACACACAGGACCAGAAUCAGACCCAGUAAUAGUUGUGCGAUUUCUAGGAAGCACGGACAUGAGUACCGACCUCAGGACGCUCCUCCUGAGUGUUUGCGAACAAUUGGCAGUGAACUACCGGUGUCUGGUUCAAAACUACCCUAAGAAGAUUCAUGACCUCCGUGACUUAUUUAUCAACCUUUUGAAUGAGUCUUCACUGCAGAGACCUCUAGUAAUAAUAUUCGACGCCCUCGAGCAGCUCUCAGAGAGUGACGAGGCCAGGAAGCUUUGGUGGCUCCCUGCUCACCUUCCCCGCUUCGUACGGGUCGUCCUCUCCACACUGCCCAACAAACACGGGAUCCUGCAGAAACUAAGGUGCCUUAUCCACGAGGAAAACAAUUACAUCGAGUUGAUUCCCCGGGACAGGAAGAUGUGCAGCCAGGUCCUCAAGCACCAGCUGCUGCGAGUCAAAAGGAAGGUCACCUCGGGCCAGCAGAUUUACGUGAACAACGCGUUCUCCAAGUGCACGCUGCCCAUGUUCGUGAACCUGACCUUCAGGGAGGUGAGACACUGGCGGUCUCACAAAGAUGUCGAUGAAUCCUCCCUGUGUGUCACCGUUCAUGAAAGUAUAGAGCAGCUCUUCUGGUCCUUGGAGAAGAAGUGUGGCCAGAAACUGGUCUCCAGGGCACUUGGUUACAUCACCAUGGCCAAGAUGGGCUUGAGUGAAAUGGAACUGGAGGAUGUGCUGGCCCUCGACAACAGUGUCAUGAAUGAGCUCAAUGAGCACACCAGGCCCACCAAUCCCCUGAGAGUACCUUACCUGUACAUUGCGAGGCUCAAGGAGGGUCUCAGUGGAUACUUAAUAGAAAGACACGUGAAGAACGUCACACUCCUGGUCUGGGCCAAUAGACACCUGCAGCUCAUAGCCCAGAAGCUGUAUCUGAAGGAAGACAGUCACCUGCAUGAAAUGCACACCAUCCUGGCAGACUAUUUUCUGGGGGUCUGGUCAGGGGGCAGGAGGAAAGCCUUUUGCCUCGAAGACCCCUACUUGAAUGGCUGCCUGGACUUGGAGAGCAGAAGCCUGCUGGAGGAAGAAAAGCACUUCAUGGAACAGGCUUCAUUUGACAGACAGGCCCCAGACCAGCCCUGGGUUUUCCAGUGUAAUCCACUGGAGCCCGACAUCUUUUUCGUCAAUCAUCGGAAAAUGUCCGAGCUCUUGUACCACCUGACGAGGUGUGGAAAGACCGAUGACCUGCUCUACGGCAUCAUCAUGAACUUCAGCUGGCUUUACACCAUGAUCAAAAUUGGCCAGUUCGACAAAGUGCUGUCGGACAUCGAGCUGGCUUACAACUACUCGCAAGAGAAGGAGAUGAAGUUCCUGGCCAACACCCUCCGCAGCCUCAAAAGCAAGGUCAUUGCAUUUCCCGGCUCCCUUUCAGCAGAGCUUCAGCAAAGGCUGCUGCCUGUCCUCAGUUCCCUGCCCAAACUGAGACACCUUCUCCUGGAGUGUGACAAGGACGGGCCCAAAUAUUGCUCCAUUGUGCCGCUACAUUCAUCCAUGGACGUGACAUACAGCCCGGAGCGUCUUCCCUUGGCGUCCAGCCACCUGCACGUCACCGAGAUCCUGCCUACUUGUAACCCCAGGACUGUCCUCACGGCUUUAGAAAGCGGUUCCAUCAGCACCUGGGAUGUGGAAACGCGUCAGCUUCUCAGGCAAAUCACCACGGCCCAGUCCGUCAUCCUGGGCAUGAAACUCAGCGGGGACGAAAAGUAUCUUGUGGUGGCUACGACCAAUAACACCUUGCUGAUUUAUGACAAUGUCAAUUCCUGCCUUCUGUCCGAAGUGGAGAUCAAAGGGACCAAGCAUGGAAGUGGCUCCACCUACAUCAAUGGGUUUACACUGUCCGUCAACCACGCCCUGGCUUGGCUCGAAGCCAGCAAAGACGUCACUGUCAUCGAUCUGCUCUACGGAUGGCCCCUCUACCAGUUCCACUGCUGGUACGAAGUGACGUGUGUGCAGUGCUCUCUGGACGGGGUAUAUGCUUUCUGUGGGCAGUACCUGAACACCACCACCAUCUUCCACUUAGGGAGCGGAGAGAAGUUAUGCACGGUGACGUCCGAAUUUUCAGGGGGCUUUGUGAAAUUCCUCCUGAUCUUGGACACGGCUCAAGAAAUGGUCAUGGUGGACAGUGAGGGGAGCCUUUCCGUCUGGAACACGGAGGACAUUUCCAGCCCCCAGCUGACCGACGACUUUGACUGCCGGAGGGAAGACAGCGAGGUGGUCAGCAUCGAGCUGUCGGAGGACCAAAGUGCAAUUCUGAUCUGUAAAGCCCUCAGCAUUGAGCUCUUGGACACCGGCAUGUGGAAGGUGGCCGAGAAGUUCAGGGCGAAGCACAACGAGCGCUUCAUAUCCGCCGUGCUGUCCAAAAACGGAGACUGCAUCAUCGCGACCAUGGAGAACACCUCCGCCGUGUUUUUCUGGAGGCGGGACACGGGGCAAUGCAUGGCCAGCCUGCAGGAGGUCUCGGGCACCAUCGUGAAGCUGGUGAAGUCCAGUCGCCACAACAUGCUGCUCUCUUUAUCGACCAGCGGCGUGCUGUCCAUCUGGGACGUCGACAUCAUCACGGCCAUGUCCAACAUAGACAAGACCGGGAAGCCCAUCCAGAGCCUGGUGUUGCCCACGAGGGGGGAAAUCAUCUACUCCCUGGACGGCUCGGACUGUGUGCAUAAGUGGAACUUCAGCAGCGGGUUCAUCGAGGCAGUGUUCAAACACGAGGGCGUGGUGGAACACUGCGUGCUGACGUCCACGGGAGACGUGAUGGUGACCUCGGAUGACAAAAGCAGCCAGUACGUCUGGCACACCGGCAGUGGGGACAACCUCUUCCGAAUCAACGGGCAGCGGAUAUCGCAGCUGCUGAUCACACACAACGACCAGUUUGUGGUGUCUCUGUGCGAGGAGAACGCCUCGCGGGUCUGGAGACUGGCCACGGGCCACCGCGUCUGCAACAUCCUGACCUCACUGCAGAACGCCUUCAUCACCUCUGCCAACACCUUCGUGGUGGGCAUGACCCAAAGCAAAGUGCUGGCCGUCAGCCUGUGGACAGGGAGCAUCACCAAGAAGUUCUGCUGCGAGGAUGGCACCACCAUUGUGAGCUUCAAACUCAUCCCCGACUGCCCCGACAUCAUCGUGUUCAUCACGUCGGCCGAGACGGUGAACAUCUGGAGCCUGACGGAUGAGGUGAUCUGUCGCCGCGUGCAGCUUCCCAACAACUUCCUGAAGACCCUGGAGGAUUUUGAAAUUUCUCCCAACGGAAAGUUAGGCAUCAUCUCCCGGGGAGAUGAAAACAUCAACGUGCUAGAUUUGCACAGCGGUAAGCUGCGGGUGGUGCACGCCUCCGGGGUCAUCUGGAGGCAGAGGCUGUCUCGAGAUGGUCGCUACUUGGUGUACAUCUGUUUCCGCAGCGGGGAAGACGAGGAUGAAAAUGGUGCCAUCUCCAGUCUCAUUGUCAUGAGACUGGCCGACGGCAAAAAUAUCGGUGCUUGUUCCCUCUACAAAACACCCACGUUUCUGGCCCUCUCCCAGAGGCACCUGCACAUCGUGGUGGGUUUUGACGACGGGAGCAUAGGGAUUUACACGGUGGUGGACCGUGUGGACGCUGCCCUGAAGAUUAAAAUCGCCACGUCGAAUAGCAGGCAGAUAUUCAACAAUGCGACACAGACAUCCAGGGCAAAGUGUAGCAGCUACUGUUUCAAGGCGUCUGUGGAUUGCUUGUGGAGAGAGUCUACUGAGGUCUUUGCCAGAGACAGUCCGAUCACGGUGAGUGAGCCCACGGAGCCCAACGAGGCGACGCCCUCCAAGAAACACAAUUCUUGCUACGACCGGGUGUGUGCUGCCCUGGAACCCAGGGGCCACAGCUAUGGCCCUGAUAACUGACGGAAAGGUUUUUCCUGCUCAUCAGAGACGCGCGAGACAGGUACCAAAGAGCGGUGGGCGGAGUAUCUCCCGUAUCCCAAAUGAUAAACGACUCAUUUCUUAACAGACAAGAAAGAGGCCCGAGUCCCGGUGUGAAUGAUUCACAUGCUCCUGAAAUGCACAGAAAUGGGAAAUUGGUUUGGUGUUUGUCCUUCCUGUCAUGUUUACCCAGGAUUGAAGUCUUGAGACUUUCCUAGAGAAUUUGUAGAAAUCAUAUUUCAAUGACUACAUCACCUGGGGAGAGAAGGUGGUUUUAAUACUGUGGGGGAAGAAGCAACAUAACUCAGACCAUGGGUCCAGCUGCGAGAGGCUGGAUCAUUUGGACUGGCACCGGUUUUAUAGAAAUCGGAUGAGAUCGCGGACACACAGGGCUGUUUGACUUCCAGUGAUUGUGCGGCCAUAAGUAAACACAGCCUUAAUCUCUUCUCUUACAUUUUACAAUCCUGACAACUGUGUAAACCCAGUCUUCAGAAGGAAGGCCCAACAGUGCAAAAUCAUGUAUCAAAAAUGACCAGAUGUACUCCCAGUUUCCCAAGAGAAAGGAUGUGCAAUGUGAGGCCAUGAACUGGACUGGGACGAGAGCUACCUGCCACCGUCACAGGGCUACCGAACCCGCAGAGUCAGCCUUCGUGAAAAUACAGUUGCGACAAUUGCAUGCCAAGGUUUCUGUAUAACGGGACAUAUGGUUUUUGAAGCUAUUUCCUGGGCUGCAAAAGAACACAUUUACUAAGGAACCACAAUCUUUUCAUGUCUUUUUGCAAUGCCUACGUGUGCUGGGUGCAGAGGAGAUUUUCGGAAAGGGCAUUACAGAUUUGGUCCAAACACCUGUUCAUUUCUAUCAUCAUAGUAACAGAAGUCUGUGCUGUUCAGUAUGGAAGCAUACGUUAUUUCCUAAAUCCCUGCAGUAAAUCUUAACAGAAGGAACGCUUUCUCGUCACGCCAUCUAUGAAACACUGACGACAUCUGCCUUACUCUUACUCCUCCUCUUUCCUUGGAAAACCCAGAUAGGUGACCAAAUACUCUGGGACAAAUGGAAGAUGCCUGUCUUUGUGCUAUAAUAUCCCAUAAAUCUUCGGGGUGUCCAAAGGCUCUUUAUUGUCCCUGUUUGUAAUCGCUUUCUUACUUCUACACACUGUGUGUUUGCUUCUUUAUCUGUCUCCCUUUCCGCUCCAGGACUCUUCAGAAAGACUUUUCUAGUUUUCUCCAUGUCACAGCAGAAGAAGCUGUGACAUGAUGGAUUAAAUCUUUUUUUAAAAAAAACUACGUCACCUAUGUAAAAGAAAACAUUACAUCCCGAAAGGGGAAAGUGAUUUUCUUCAUGUGGCAUGUCUGUGGAUAACUUUCCAAAGGGUGUCAGUAGCGGUGGUUUGGUUUUGCUUGAAAGGGGCAGUUGUGACUUGAGUAGGCAGAAUAAUGAACAAGGAACUGACUCGCUUUCGGUCCCACACUGCCAUGAACUCAUCACAUAUCCGUAGACAGAUCUGUCACCUCCCUGCUGUACUGUGUUUGUAAAGUGUAAAAUAAAGAUCAUGGUAGCAUCCCUGCUAUAGCCCUCACAGGGAUGUAGGGGGGCAAUGUAAGAAAAAAUAUAUAGUGACAUCUUGAUUGUUGGAAAGAGAUGUCAUUCAAAGAGGAACACCCAAUCCAUAGUGAAAGAACUUUUGUCAGGAUGUCCCUCCUGGUCUAGCUACCAGCCAGGGAGGUAGUGCCCAGAGAAGGCCCAGCCCAGGUACAGAUCACCUGGAAUUUACUGUAUGAGGCGAUGCUUUUUUUUAGCACUUCAGAGGCAACACAGAUUAUUCCUGUCAUUAUCAGUUGGACUCCAUGCCACACAUUUCUAAGAAUUAAAUGCCUAGAUGGAUUAAGUGUAGUGUGUGAAUGUUCUGUGUAACAGCCAAUAGAGUUUAACAAGUGACUUGAAUGAUUUUUCCUAACUUGUUUGCAAACUGAUAGCUCAUAUUGAAUGUUUUUAUGUAAACUUUGUAUUGUUGGGAAGAAUUACCCAAUCAGAGAUUUAUAUUUUCAUAAAUGUUACAUUUAGUUAAAUUUUGUUACAGAGUUGUUACACUAGAAAAUUACUGCAGUCUUCAAAUAAUAUAGUCUUGUGUAUGUAUUG